AUGUACUCCACCCUCGACGGGGACUGGGACGUCACCGACGUCACCGAUGUCACUGUGCGGAAAGUCAACUAUACAGGGGAUACCGCCCAAAAGACCGUCACCCGCCGCCUCCGCCUGGCCUGGACACGCUCACCCCCCUGCGCCGACUUCUCCGACAAAGAUAUAUGGAUGGGAGAAGAAGACAACGAGCGCUGCGAAGAAUCGAACCCAAACCCGAACCCCGACACACAUACACUACAUACCCCCUGGCGAAACCGCAUCUACUACCUCUGGAACCACCUGUUCUACGACGCAUCAAAGUUCAUGAGCAAUACGUACGGCGUGGGGCAUCUGCACCCGCCGAACUCGGCGGUGCUGGGGGUGGAGUUUCCACGCACGUAUGGGACGGAGGAUAGGGAGAAUGUACGGGCCGCAACGGUGGUGUGGGAGACGGAGGUGUUGGUGUUGCCGGCGUACUUGGCGCCGGAUGUUGUCGUCCGGGUAGAGACGUAUUCGCGGGGAUGGGAGGAUGGACAGAUGCGCGACGUGGUGAAGCUGAGGGGCCGGUUCAGUCGGGAAAAUUGGGCUGAAGUGUGGUAUAUGGCUCGGGGGUUGGAGACGCGGUUCUAUAUCGAAGGCGAUUGGAGGCCGAGUGACGAGGAUGAGAAGGGCUUGGCGGCGGUGAUGGUGUAUGGGAAGUUGGAUGGGGAUUGUGCUGGGAAGAGGGAGUCGAAUGAUGAGUCUGAUAGCGAGGGUAGUGAAAACUAA
Aspergillus tanneri is the source of this 747-nucleotide messenger RNA. RefSeq lists its product as uncharacterized. NCBI's taxonomy places the organism in Eukaryota, Fungi, Ascomycota, Eurotiomycetes, Eurotiales, Aspergillaceae. The transcript has a single exon. The record is from RefSeq and is a predicted model, not a curated record. The coding region runs from base 1 to 747 and encodes 248 amino acids.